This is a messenger RNA of Drosophila rhopaloa, 1216 nucleotides long. RefSeq lists its product as uncharacterized. The transcript has 2 exons. The record is from RefSeq and is a predicted model, not a curated record. Lineage: Eukaryota; Metazoa; Arthropoda; Insecta; Diptera; Drosophilidae. The coding region runs from base 79 to 1137 and encodes 352 amino acids.
ACUAGCAAACAUUAGGCAAAACAAACUGGCGAUUUUUUAACACUUUUUUCUAUCUUGGCGCGAUUUCGCUGAGAAGAAAUGAAUGGAACACGUAAAAUAAAGUCCCUAAAGACCAUUCGCUUGGGCGACGUAUUGUACGACGAGCAGAAACGUCUUUUAACACUGUGCCGUAGUUGCGAACGCCACUUUAUGACGUUCCAAUCGUUCCAAAACCACUUAACCGACUGCUCGGGCCUUAAACAUAUAGUAACGCCGGUUGAUCCACUCACCUACGAUGAAACCAAGCGGGAAACGAGACUGGUUAAUGGCAGGCAGGAGCUCUACAUCUAUGACAUUGAGGCUGUGAAGAGUUCUAUCAGUGCCAACAGCGUCAUCGACUGGGAAGCGGAACUGGAGGAUCCGCGCUGGUACACCGACCCCAAGCCCGCUGUACAAACCCUGCCCAAAACUAAGUCCAAGGAGAAUGUGGUAAAGGAGUAUCUAGUUCAGUUGACCGAGGAGCCGCCGGAAAUGGAGGUGGUGCCCACCAAACGUCAGCGUAGCCUUAGCGAUCUCCGCCGACCCAUUCUGACUGCCCAGCAGCAGCGAAGGUCACGUAUCAGCCUUCCUUCGCCGCAUCCACCAACGGCAAAAACGAAAAAAGACACCAUCCUGGUGCCCAAUGUUCUGGAGGACCUAAAGCGUCUGCAGGAGUCGCCCGAAAAGAAGAGUAUAGCUCCUAAAGUGUCGGAAUCUCCAAAUGAAACGCGUUCAAGGGCUGCCAGGACAUCACAAUUACCUGCUCCGAGGACAUCACACUUAUCUGCUGCAAAGACUUCACAAUUACCUGCUCCGAGGACAUCCCAGUUAGCUCCUCCAGUGGCAUCUGAAAAACCUCCUCCUAACACAUCUCAAAAACCUGCUCCUCCCAAUGCAGUUCUCAAUGAAUCUCCACCCUUGGAAAGCCCACCCAUCGAUGGCACCCAAAAAAUCCUCAACAAAUUGAGAGCCUGCGGUGUGGACGUGAAACGGGGAAAUACCCUACUGAAUGUAAAUCCCUCAAGUGAACAAAAUCCAACCAAAAACCAAGAGACCCUGGACAUAAUGCGAAAGCUGCAGUCAAAAGGUAUUAGAUGCACCAAAGUCAAAAAACCAUAGGGCUGAUAGUUGUAAUUGCUUAGCUUAGGAAAUGUUUUUACAAUAAAACAUGCCUCUGGAGGCAAUGUAUUAGCAAUUU